This is a messenger RNA of Solea senegalensis (Senegalese sole), 6331 nucleotides long. RefSeq names its product WD repeat-containing protein 20. Bases 152 to 2212 code for a protein of 686 amino acids. Gene Ontology annotation, molecular function: protein binding. The record is from RefSeq and is a predicted model, not a curated record. The transcript has 4 exons. Lineage: Eukaryota; Metazoa; Chordata; Actinopteri; Pleuronectiformes; Soleidae.
UGCACUGGAGCAGACCGGGCGUGCUGGUCGGCCUAGCUCAGCUCGGCUCGCUUCUCCUCUUUCUAUCCUAGUACUUUUUUUUUUAAUUACAGCGUUAUUAUUAUUUCCAGGUCAAAACCUCAGUUUCCUGUGCGGCUUGUUUGUACUAAAAAUGGCCGGAGAUGGUGGCGCUCUGAAGGAUAUCAAUGAGAUUAAGUCCCAGUUCCGGACCAGAGAGGGCUUCUACAAGCUGCUCACCCUCUCGGACUCGCAGCAGCGGGGCGGACUGCCGCGGGGUCCGUCCGCUGGAGCCACGCUGGGCCCCGGGCCUGGACCUGGUCCGAUACCCGGCGGAGGGGUCGGGCUACUGCAGGGGCCCGGGGCUGCCGCCGCCGCUGCUGCCGCCGCCGCUGCCGCCGCCGCCUCCUCUUCUUCCAAUGCUGCAGCCAACUCUUCUCCAGCGGGCUUUCUGCCGCCAGUCCGGGUCUCUAUGGUCAAACUGCAGCCUGAAGAUCCGAGCGAAGAGUCGGAGCGGGUGUGCUUUAACAUCGGCAGGGAGCUGUAUUUCUACACGUACACUAACAUCAAGAAGGCCGUAGACCUCAGUAAGCCGAUAGACAAGAGAAUCUACAAGGGGACUCAGCCAACAUGUCAUGAUUUCAACCAGUACUCGGCCACAGCAGAGAGUGUUGCUCUCAUUGUGGGUUUCUCAGCAGGCCAAGUCCAGUAUCUCGACCCGAUUAAGAAGGAGACCAGCAAACUCUUCAAUGAGGAGAGGUUGAUAGACAAAUCCAAGGUGACAUGUCUAAAAUGGCUUCCCAAGUCAGAGAACCUGUUCCUGGCCUCCCACGCCAGUGGUCACCUCUACCUCUACAACGUGGAUCACCCAUGUGGCACCACGGCCCCACAGUACUCUCUGCUACGGCAGGGGGAAGGCUUCGCAGUUUACGCCUGUAAAACCAAGACACCGCGCAACCCACUGUUGCGAUGGGCGGUGGGUGAGGGGGGCCUCAAUGAGUUUGCUUUCUCCCCGGAUGGCGUGCAUGUAGCAUGUGUUGGUCAGGAUGGCUGCUUGCGUGUCUUCCAUUUUGAUUCGAUGGAGCUGCAGGGUGUGAUGAAGAGCUACUUUGGUGGGCUACUGUGUGUGUCAUGGAGUCCAGAUGGGAAAUAUCUCGCCACGGGUGGAGAGGAUGACCUGGUUACCGUCUGGUCAUUUGCAGAGAGCAGAGUGGUAGCAAGGGGGCAUGGCCACAAGUCGUGGGUCAAUGUGGUAGCGUUUGACCCCUUCACAACCUCCCUAGAAGACGAUGAGCCUAUGGAGCUUAGUGGCAGUGAGGAGGACCUCCACCAGGGGGUGCCAAACAAUUCCAUGCACUUUGGGCGUGUCCGAACAAGCAGCACGUUGUCGCGUCUUUCUCGGCACAGCUCCAAAGGUGGUGGCUCGGCAUCGGUCACAUACCGGUUUGGCUCAGUGGGGCAGGACACCCAGUUCUGCCUGUGGGACCUUACUGAUGACGUGUUGUACCCACGCCUUCCACUGUCACGCGCCUUUACUAACACUUUUGGACCAUCACUGUCCAACUCUGGCAGUGGAGUUGUCAACAGCACCUCAGGUGGGGGAGGAAGUGGCGGGGUUGAGGGGCAUCAUCACCCACCAAACACCAACACUGGCACAUCCAACCCACCAACACUCCCUUUACCGCUUCCUCGCUCCCUCUCACGCUCCAACUCUCUACCCCACCCGGCUGUGGCAAACACCUCCAAGAGUCAGGGUGCCUCAGAGGGUGGUGGGGGAGGAGGAGGAGGUGGAGGAAGCAGUGUAGCAGGAAACAGUACUCCAUUCAGCAUAGGUCGUUUUGCCACACUGUCGCUCCAGGAGCGCAAGUCAGACAAGUCUGGUGGGAGUGGUGGUGUGGAGAAGGAGCAUAAGCGCUACCAUAGCCUUGGCAACAUUAGCAAAAGCAACGAUAAAAUCAAUGUGGCGCCGAGGAGCAAUCGUCUGGACGCUGCUAAGGUCUUAGGCACCACACUGUGCCCACGCAUGCAUGAGGUGCCACUGCUGGAACCACUGGUGUGCAAGAAGAUAGCACAUGAGAGGCUGACAGUACUGGUGUUUAUGGACGACUGUAUCAUCACCGCCUGCCAAGAGGGUCUCAUCUGCACCUGGGCACGGCCGGGGAAGGCGAACUUGACAGCACAGAAUGGGAACUCUCCGAGUGGCACAGUGGUAUAGCUGGAGAAGCUUUGCACUUAUCCCUUCCUCCCUCUAUCUCCUACCUUGUUCUUUGUCAUGUUCUCUCUGUUCAUCCUCAAAUAGUUAGACCGUGCCCAAACUACAAUUGCAGUAUUAUACCCUCACUAUAACUCUGUGCACUUGCCAUAAACCAAAACCUGUUUCCUGUCAAUUUAACUCUCAUGGUGACAUCAGUUUCUUGAGCAACACUUCUGAAACAAGCAGAUAGACUAGGUUCUCUGACAGCUGUCAGAUUUCAGCAUGGCAGAGCCAUUGUGCACAAGCCAGGUCAUUUAUGAAAACUUUCCACAAUUUUGUAUGAGAACCUGAUGUGCUUGCACUGAGCCUUGGCAUCAGCGUAAUUCAACAGCUGUGGAAUGAGGUGGGAUCUUGAUUAUAAACUGCAGAAGGCCUGGUGUUGCUAAUGCUAAUUUGGCUGAAUGGGGAAAAAAUACAAACAGAUUCCAAAAUCUGAUUUAUUUAUUUAUUUAUUUAUUGGGAAAAAACAGCAACAAAUUAGAUGCUAUGUUGCAUGAUCAGCCAUCACAUGUCAUUGAUGCUAAUGUUGAGUUGCCCACAUACUUUUUAGAUCCGAUUUAGAUCCACAAAUUCAAAAACUGUAUUAAUUGUUUGUACAGACUCUUUAGAUGAACCCUUUCUACUAUACAACUUUUUCCAAAGGCACAUGCUGUGGUUUCUUAUUAAUCCUUCACUUUUCAUGCACUCAUGUGGGUUCAUUUUCAUUGACAUUGUCAUAAAAAUGAAAUGUUACAGGUAUGAAUCCUAAUAUUCUAUGGUGAUCUGCACUGCUUGUUUGUCAGGAAGUGUUUUUCAACUCAUGUCACCGUGUGAGUAAAGUGUUCUCAGUGCUUCAGCCAAACACUGAAUCAAACAUCAUUUGUCAUUUUCUGAGAAUUCAUCUGAAGCAACAAGGAGUGAUUGGCAGGCCAUGCUCAGCCCUGCCUUCAUCCAAGCCAUCCCUUUUCUCAUUCAUGCAAAAAGACACUGCAAAAGCCACGGCCAUUGUAUUUAAGUUAUUUAUUUUAUCACAAGACUGUGUAGUAAUUUAUACUGUAAAUACUGAAAAUACUCUAUAAAUACAAAAAGGACAAAUGUGUAUGGAAACGACUCGGCAGCAAGGAAGCGAAGAAGAAGCAGUAAAGAUGAAGAAUAUUAAUAUAUGAAGAUCCUUCUAUUGUAUGUAAGAACACAGUUAAAAGUUGAAUGUCUGCUGUUUUAGGGAACUUGAAGAUGUCAUUGUGUUUUUUAUUUUGUGUGAUAGUUUCUCCAGUUUGUCCCUGAACAUGAGCUGGGUUUAAUAUGUCAGUAGGGACGGAAGCAUUUUGGGUUCGACUUUUUAAAGUUUGACCCAAGUCGAGCACAGAGAGCAAAUAUCAGCUUCACGUGUCAGCUGAGUGUUCACGUUAUAACUAAUUCUGCUUAACAACAUGCGUGGACAUACGUCAUCUUUAAAAAAAAAAAGUCUCAUGAACAAACACUCUGGCACAUUCCGAACGUAAAAACGGCUCUCACACACACACACACACACACAACAAACACAAUCCCCUUUAAGGUGUAGCAUCAUAUAUCAUUUCCUGUGUCUUAGACUUCAUUCCUGUUGCACCUGAAUUGCCUCUUGCAAAAAUUUGCACAAACAAUAAACUCACAGUUCAUCCUGAGUUGUCAUGGCUGAUGUUAGAAGGUGUUAUUUUCCUGACUGAUCUGAUCUCUGUGUAAAACCACUCCCAUGUCCCCACCUUGCCUUGGAUUUGUUUGCUGCAGAGGAUACAACGGGUGUGCAUCUUGAGAGGAAAAGGCUCCAUGCUGAGCUUUAGAUUUAUUACCUUUCACUAGAUUAGAAAUUUGGCUUAGCGGGGUCUCCGGCGAUUAUUGAAUGUUGUGCUUGUUGAAAUUUUUCCUCAGAUUAUUAAGUGAGAAAACAAUCUAAACAUGUUGCAAACAAAAACCUGGUUUGAGCUGCCAUCAGUAUGUGAAAAGGUGUUUUGUGUGGUGAAAAAAAAUCUCCUUUGACACAUAGAAGUUCAAUGUUUGCAGUUUUGCAAUUGUUUUUCCUGAACACGAUGAGAGGAAGUGUGAUUAUAUGAUAUGAGUAUAAAUAUGACAUUAAAAACACAACAUGAAUUGCUUUGUCACGUUGAACAGACUAAAAACUCUUGCUUUAACUUUGCUGCAUCAUGUUGCCUGGAUUCUUCUUCAGUUCACAGAGCAGCAGCUGCAUUUUACGACCCCGCCAACAGCAACAAGCAGCAGAGGCUGCUCAAACGAUUAGAUGGUAAAUGCCAUAGAUACAACCCAUAUACUCAUCUUGUGUUGUGAUUUAUGACAUAUCAAAACCAGCUGGACGAUGUUAGUGCAGCGUGCCAGCAGUGUUUAUUUUUAACCAGGGUUUGUGUUUUGGGUUUUUUACGUGUUCACAUUGUUGUUACUUAUUUGGGACCUUCUCUGGUGUACAUGCUUACCUCCUGAGGUCAAUUUCUUAUCAUGGGACCAAAGCCUAGUCCACAUAUGCCAGUGCAAGGUCCUAGUAAGUGUGUGUGUGUGUGUGUGUGUGAUAGAGAGAGAGGGAGAGAGAGGGAUAGAGUUACAUUCUAUUAAUAGCAAAUAAAUUUCCAACACUGCAGGAUUCAGGGUUAUGCCCUUGGAGCAAUGGACAAACCUCCCAUUUCCUUGCACUGCAGUUUGAGGUUAUUGUUCUAAUCUUUGUUGUCAUAGCAACAUCACGUCUACAAGCGUAUCUUGAAUACGCCCCUGGGUUUUCAAGUGCAUCUUGGCUGUGAGGUUAAAUUAAUGCUUCAUCACAUUGGAGAUGAGACAAACCUGAACCUGCUUGAGUCAGUCAUUAAAAGAAACAAUUCAACCUGACAUGAAAAACAUCCAUACCCACCUUCUCUUUAAGAUGGAAGUUUGACACAAGCAGAUGUCAAUCAGUUAGAAUAUUUGUGUUGCAGUUAAAUCCAAGUAUAGUAUGGCCACAUCCAGCUGUCUGGUGUUACCUCGAAAUCACGCUUAAACUUUAAAACACAAGCAAUUGUUUUCUUUCCCUUUUUGUUCCUUUUCUCCUCUUUCUCAUUACUGUGUCUUAUUUUGUUUUUUCUUUUGGCUCAUGCUACACACGUUGACUGAAUGUGACUGGCUAAUGUGUGAACUUCAACUGUUUUAGAGACAAUAGAUGUCAGUUUUAAUUGCAUUUUUAUUUACUUUUUAUCAAUUGAAAAACAGUCAUCACAGAACUACAAUAGCAGUGACUGCAGAUGAGAAGAAGUGUUUACUCGUAUGCGUUUCACUCAAAUAUAUUCAAACCGAAGUAAAAACAAAAAUAAUCUAUUCCCAAAUAACAUAUUUGUUUGUUUUUAGGGUGACAUCCUCAUGUCAAAACCUGUCAGCCUAAUUACUAUUACUGCUGUGCUGAUCCUGUUUCAUCCAGUACUAUCCUGUUCAUUCACAAAACAGUCAUCCAAGGAUUUAAAUAAUUAUAUGCCAUUUAUAAACCACAAUUAUUUUGAACGUGUGCUUCUUUCUGUUAGGAGGAUGGUGACGAUAUGUGAGUGUUUAACCAGAGCUGAAUGAGGGAGGUGAAGAUAAACCACACUGUGAACACAACAUUCUAAUGAUAUUAUUGACAGGGAUCUCUGAUCACAUGAACAGCUGAGCGCUGCAGCCAGAGUAAACUAGUAAACUGUUGUUCACAGGCAGGGUGGACAGGAACAACCUGCAUGUUCUGUCAACACAAUUCUACAAACUGAAAAUUAAAACAUUUCCUCCUGAUGCACUGUACUGCACAAAAAGCAACUCAACUAUUUAAUGCCACGGGAAACAUUAUCUUAACAUAUUUUGGGGGUUUGUUUGUUUGUUUUUUUACAUCUUUAUGUGACUUUUUUUUUUAUUUGUCCCUGUGUGCUUGUGUAAAAAAUGCAUUCUCCAUUAUCACCAUUCAGUGACCACAUGCACUGACUGAAACACACACACACACAGCAUCACACACACCUUCCCACACUUGAUGCCUGUUCUGAUGGGAGUUGGGAUAACACAGAAUGACAUCACUGUAUUCAGUUUGUAUAUGGAGAUCUGUUAUUAAAAUUUAUUAAAGCUUAAACACUA